Cottoperca gobio is the source of this 3638-nucleotide messenger RNA. It is a transcript of the gene camk1db, whose product is annotated as calcium/calmodulin-dependent protein kinase 1Db. The coding region runs from base 613 to 1845 and encodes 410 amino acids. The record is from RefSeq and is a predicted model, not a curated record. NCBI's taxonomy places the organism in Eukaryota, Metazoa, Chordata, Actinopteri, Perciformes, Bovichtidae. The transcript is spliced from 11 exons. Gene Ontology annotation, biological process: protein phosphorylation. Gene Ontology annotation, molecular function: protein kinase activity; ATP binding.
AGUUUCCACCGGGCCGGUGAUUUGGUGCAAUGCGAACACUUAAAUCGUUCAUUGUGCACGCUGUCAGAUAGACAGGCGGGAGCAGCAACCUCCCACUCCUCCUAUUGCUAUAACAACCACAGGGCGCGCGGUGGCACACAGCAGCUCGGAUGCGACUACCAAGUGUCAUCCUCCUGCAAGCAGCCCGACCUCAGCUCACCGCAUCGCCGCUUUGACACUGACUGAAUCCCGCCCGUGGAGGAGCAGGAGGAGGAGGGGGGGGGGGGAGAGCCUGUGUUUCCCCCGUCACACUGAUCUGAACAGUGGGGAAGCUCAGAGUCGGGAUCCGCUACGUCAAACAGAUUAGUCAAAUAACCUCUCGGGGUAGGACAUACCUCCUUCCUUGGGCUUGCCUGGCUGCAUGCAUGCAUGGGCUGAGGAAGCGAGAUAGUCAGACACAUAGCCAGGAAGCUCUUGGCGAAAUACAGAAGUGCACUACUUUUUUUUUUUCUGUGUCUGGGUAAGACGACUGUGGUGAUCCUCCAGCAGCGUCUCUUCUCCUUCUCCUUCUCCUUCUCCUUCUUCUUCUUCUUCUCCUCCUCCUCCUCCUCCUCUCCCCACCCCUGGUGCGAAAUGGCGAAAGAAAACGGCGAGUCCAGCGAUGGAUCUUGGAAAAAGAAUGUCGAUGAUAUCAAGAAGAUAUUUGACUUUAAGGAAGUCCUUGGGACUGGUGCGUUUUCUGAAGUGGUGAUGGCUCGAGAGAAGGCCACAGGAAAGAUGGUCGCAAUCAAGUGCAUCCCGAAAAAAGCGCUGAAGGGGAAGGAGACGAGCAUCGAAAAUGAAAUCGCCGUUCUUAGGAAAAUAAAGCACGAGAAUAUCGUGGCUCUGGAGGACAUCUACGAGAGCUCAAACCACCUGUACCUCAUUAUGCAGCUGGUGUCUGGAGGCGAGCUGUUCGACCGAAUCGUAGAGAAAGGGUUCUACACAGAGAUGGACGCCAGUCGGCUCAUUCGCCAGGUUUUGGAUGCAGUCAACUAUCUGCACUCUAUGGGCAUAGUGCACAGAGACCUGAAGCCUGAGAACCUGCUGUACUUCAGUCCCCAUGAUGAGUCAAAGAUCAUGAUCAGUGACUUCGGCCUGUCCAAGAUGGAGGGAACAGGUGACGUGAUGGCCACCGCCUGUGGGACUCCAGGAUACGUGGCUCCUGAAGUUUUAGCUCAGAAGCCCUACAGUAAAGCCGUGGACUGCUGGUCCAUUGGGGUCAUCGCUUAUAUUCUGCUGUGCGGUUAUCCUCCUUUCUACGACGAGAAUGACUCGAAGCUCUUUGAGCAGAUUCUCAAGGCAGACUAUGAGUUUGACGCACCGUAUUGGGAUGACAUAUCAGACUCCGCCAAAGACUUCAUCAGCUGCCUCAUGGAGAAGGACCCAGAGAAGAGAUUCAUAUGUGACCAGGCUCUGCAGCAUCCUUGGAUUGCCGGAGACACUGCUCUCUGCAAGAACAUACAUGAAUCAGUCAGUCGACAGAUGCGGAAGAACUUUGCCAAAAGCAAAUGGAGGCAAGCUUUUAAUGCGACGGCUGUGAUCCGCCACAUGAGGCGCCUGCAGCUGGGCACCAGCUUUGGCAGCAGCAUUCACAACGCCAACUCCAACCCUCAGAGUCGUGCUCCAGCCAAGAGCCAGUCUGUGGACUGCGACCCUCCCUCCCUGAAGGACUGUCCUCCCAUAGCCCCUUUGCCCUCUGCUGUUAAAGUGUACAAUCAGGACUCUGAUGCCCCCUCUCCUGUACGAGAGGAACCAUCUGUGGUGGCCGAGCCAUCGCGGCCACGACCCUCCACCGUUACGGUCAUCCACACUGGGACUAAAUGACGCCAGGUUCCGCGGGAGGUGAGCUGGGAGACCACAGAGCUUUGAGACGGGACACAACCUUCCCAGACCUCAACGUCCUCGCCCAGUUUGCUCAUCCCGCAACCUCCCAUCUGUUUCUGCCAACCCACGGGAGGAAUUUGAGGAGCGUUGGCUCAGCUCCAUUUACCAUGGCUCAGCGCGACAUCGCUGCUGCUUCCCUUCCCACCGUCAUACAGACCUGGAAGUACAGAGAUGCUCACCAGAAGUAUUUAUUGUGGAAGCUAACGUUCAGCCUGGCUCAUGGUCGUCUGGCAGAUGAACAAGCAGCUGGGAAGUGCCACACUAAAGGAAACUCUUUAAUGAAGCUGCUAUCAGUUUUGACUGUGAGCGUCUUGAGAGAAGGCCGCUCCUCUGUAUGCCUUGUGUAAAUAUCCUGCCUGGAAAUGUUGAGUUGAGUCAUGUUAUGCAAGUGAAAUAUAAGCUUCAAGCCGUGGUAAAUAAUUGUGACAUCAUCUGCACUCUGAACUUUUUCUUGUCGUUUUGACAGCUUUUGUUAAUUUGCUGUGGUAUUCGCUACAAUGGCUCCAGACAGUGUGACAGUAUGUGUUAUCUCUUUGCUUUAAAGUGUGAGGACAGGAAAUAUGAGCAGGACAGCGUGCUUCAAUCACGGCUGUGAUCGUUGGGAGGGCCGGUGCAUUGCACUCAUGUAUUGGAUUAUUUAUUUUCUUACAACAUAUUAUGACUUUUGUAAGGAAUGUGUAAAGGUGUUAUUAGACUGGACUGAAAAGCUAUUGAAUUGAAUGAUAAAGCUACAGUAUCUAAUAGUUGUUACUUUGUAAUUUCUGUUUUAUUUGAUGAAUAUUUGUUUUGACGUGACUGUGAAGUCCUCCUUGACCACAGGAGGGCAACCACGUGUUGUUGCUGUGUGACCAGUUCUCAGGGAUGUGCUGCAACAUGAAGCCAACCAAACCCCUCUUCUCACUGCUGAUGAGGAUGAUGGUGAAGAGUAAAACCUCCAAAUACUGCAUAUUAUUCUAAUGUGCCAUUGGGAGAGUUUCACAGAUGCUUUUUAUUUCUUUUUAAAUCCAUCAUUAUUGACAGUAUGAGUGUAAUGUAACUUGUAUUGAAUGGAUUGAUUUUCCCUUUAAAAAAAAACUUGAAUUAUAUUUGGAUUUAAAGAAAGUGUUUAUCAGUGAAGUGCGCAUUCAUGUCGUCGUUAAAAAUGUAAAAUGACAAAUGAAUGCAAACGUAUCUCGAUCGCUCCCAUUGCAGAAUCGUCUAAUCAGUAGUGUACAGUUCAGUGGGUGUGAUAUCGUGCUACCUGCUUCCGCUCAUGAGGUGGCUGGUCUGAGAACAGCUCCCUCACUCUGUUUAAUCACUGUGCUUUCAUACCAGCCUGUUGAAUUUAGCAGAAAGACUCUUUCUCCUUCCUUCCUCCCGCUCGCUCUCUCGAGACUUUCACACAGAGAAGAGGAUCUGUCUUUGUAUUUUCUCUGUGGUCCCUUUUUUUAUUUUAUUUUUCUUUCAUUUUAAAUCACUCAACAUGAAUGAUAAAAAUAACACUCCACCAAAAUAUGCCCAAUAUCAAGGGCUUUGCCAUGUUGACUUAUCUAAAAAAAUGUUGUGGUGAAUUUUGACAUCUACUUACUGUAAAUACAAAUCUCAACAACAACAGUUAGCUUUGGUCUUGAGUGUUUAUUUUUGUCUUCCCUAUAUUUGUUCUCCAAAAAAAAAAAAAAACAUCAACAGAAAGCAACAAAUAUGAAGCAUUGAAAGCCCCUCAGUUUGCAUGUAUUACAUAUUGUUAAAGAAAU